Messenger RNA from Venustampulla echinocandica, 3165 nucleotides. RefSeq names its product Zn2 DNA-binding protein. The transcript is spliced from 2 exons. Bases 1 to 3165 code for a protein of 1054 amino acids. Gene Ontology annotation, biological process: DNA-templated transcription; regulation of DNA-templated transcription. The record is from RefSeq and is a predicted model, not a curated record. NCBI's taxonomy places the organism in Eukaryota, Fungi, Ascomycota, Leotiomycetes, Helotiales, Pleuroascaceae. Gene Ontology annotation, molecular function: zinc ion binding; DNA-binding transcription factor activity, RNA polymerase II-specific; DNA binding. Gene Ontology annotation, cellular component: nucleus.
AUGUCAUCGGGUCGAGUCCCUACAGCUACAAUCUACCAAGCGCGCGAUGCCGCCGAUUUCCAAAUCCACAACUCCGCCGGGGAUACGAUCACGGAGGACCCGAUGCAUCCGGAGCCUCUUGAUAUCGAGCAGUUCAUGAUGGAGAACACUACCAGUUCCACGCCGCAAGCGCAAAACGCCUCGGCAGUCAAUGCCACCCCGCCCCAACUUGAUGUAAUCGGCAACUCGCAAUUUGCAGACUUCUCCUUCUCGUACCAAACCAUGCCGGAAAACGGACUGCAUGUCGACACACCGUUGGACAACCCAUCUGAUCUCUAUAAUCUAUCGGGCCACGGUUCAAAUCGCAACUCGAUCGGCUCGUUGCCUGCCGACCACCGGAACUCCAUUACUUCGACCCCCGGUGUGGCUCGCGCAGGCCUCAGUGGUGGUGGCGCUGUAGGACAAGGGCAAAGUAACAGAAGCGUGAGUGCUGGGUCGGAUGAGGCGAGUCCUUCAAGCAAUCGCGGUAGUGGGGGGUUAGAAAAAGGAUACAGCGAUGAUUUUGGCCUCAACAGCGGCGGAGCGCUCGAUGGAAGUGAUCUAGGCAAUAGGACAAAGGAGGAGAAAAACGAUCCAAACCCACCAUGGAGCGAAUUGAAGACGAAGGCUGGCAAGGAGCGGAAGCGACUGCCAUUGGCAUGCAUAGCAUGCCGCAGAAAGAAGAUUCGGUGCUCGGGGGAGAAACCUGCGUGUAAACAUUGUUUGAGAUCACGGAUUCCAUGUGUUUACAAGGUGACCACGCGGAAGGCCGCCCCUCGUACGGACUACAUGGCAAUGCUCGACAAGAGAUUAAAGAGGAUGGAAGAACGAAUCAUCAAGAUUGUACCAAAGGAGGAGCAGGAUGCUUCUGCAGCAUCAGUCACAAGAGCAACGGUCAAGUCAGCAAUACCUGGUACUGUUCCUACGCGUACUACGCCUACCAAGAAACGUGGUGCUGAUGAAGCUUUUGGUCCAGAGCUAGACGAGUGGUCGAAGCCCGCAGAUUCACAGCUAGAUAUGGGUUCGAGGCCAUCGUCACUCAUGAUCCAAGAGGCGGAGGAGAGCAAACUUCUGUCAGAAGGCGCUGAUGCACUGCCACCCAAGGAAAUUCAAGAGCAUUUAGCAGAAGUCUUUUUCGAGAAUAUAUAUGGCCAAGCAUACCAUGUGCUUCACAAACCAAGCUUUAUGAGGAAGUUGAAGAGUGGCACGGUGCCACCCGUUUUGAUUCUCUCUGUGUGCGCCAUAUCGGCGCGUUUUUCGACACAUCCAAAGCUCAACUCUACCCCCAAUUUUCUGAGAGGCGAAGAAUGGGCCUCGGAGGCGCGAGAUAUACUUAUGAGACGAUACGAGUGGCCCAACAUAACUAUUUUGACAUGCUUGUUGCUUCUUGGUUUGCACGAAUUCGGAACAUGUCAAGGUGGUAGAAGCUGGUCAUUAGGCGGAAUGGCAAUUCGAAUGGCGUACGCUCUUCAACUACACCGAGACCUAGAUUACGAUCCACUUAAACGCAAUGGCACUGCAGAAUUAAGUUUUAUCGACCGCGAAAUCCGACGACGGACGAUGUGGGCUUGCUUCCUUAUGGAUAGAUUCAACUCUUCGGGAACUGAUAGGCCAAGCUUCAUCAAAGAAGACUCGAUCAAGGUCCAACUGCCAAUUAAGGAGAAACUCUUCCAGUUAGAUAUGCCCGGACCAACAGAGGAUUUACGCGGCAAUAUCCCACAUCCUGUUUCCCCAGGCGCCGGGCAGCUCUCUGAUCCAAAGGAGAACAUGGGCGUGGCGGCUUAUAUGAUCCGCUCAAUCGCAUUAUGGGGUCGAAUAAUAAAUUAUCUUAAUCUAGGCGGCAAGGAACAUGAUCAUCAUCUCAUGUGGCACCCAGAAUCUACUUAUGCCGACUUGCUAAACCAGGCGGAAGGGUUCAUCACAACCCAACCCGAGUCUUUACAAUAUACGAAAGAGAACUUGCACGCGCACGAGACAGAAGGACUGGCUAAUCAAUUCUUAUUUCUUCACGUUGCCAUGCAACAAAAUAUACUGUUCAUGAAUCGGUUCGGCGUGCCCGGGCACCCGGGCGGCCGACCUCCGCCAGAUAUGCCAAAAGAAUUUGUCACAAGGGCUGGAGCGAAGGCAUUCAAGGCGGCGAACAGGAUAUCUGAGAUUCUAAGAGAUGCUGAAUCGUACUUCGUCACUGCCCCUUUUGCUGGAUAUUGCGCCUUUCUCUCGAGCACUGUCCACAUCUUUGGAACUUUCUCGAAGAAUGCUGCGAUAGAGGCGUUAUCCAAGAAGAAUCUUGCGACAAACGUCAAGUACCUAUCAAAGAUGAAGAAAUACUGGGGAAUGUUCCAUUUCAUGUCGGAAAAUCUCAAGGACCAAUUUAGGGUUUAUGCAGAUGCAGCCAGACAAGGACCAUCAGCAAACAAGUCGACACCAUCCUCAGGUAUAUUUCAGUACGGAGACUGGUUCGAUCGUUAUCCUCACGGCGUUUCCCAAUCCGAUUUUGAAGACCCAAUUACGGGGAUCAACAAGGAGAAAGGGGACGAUGCGGUGCUCGAGCAAAAGUCCGAUUACCGUACAGUCGAGGAGUUUUUCCACACGCUCUCCCCUCUCCGGCCACAAGAUCGCGAGCUGGUUAAGCCUACGAAGAGGAAGCUUAAGAAGCCGCCACAAACUCGCCCGGUGCAAAUGGAGCCAUUGAAUACGAAUGUUCCAAAUAUGCUUCCAGCUUCCCGCAUGCAAAUGCACAACGCCCACCAAAUGGCUGCAACUUAUAAUCAGAUGAGUCCGACGACACCGGUAAACUUGUACAAUCAAACCCCUUUGUACGGUUCUGAAACCAUGAUGCCACCUCUCCAACAAGGGAGUCUAUCCCAGCUCGACCGCCAACUUGUUUUUGGCGCGUAUGCUGGAAUGGAUCCUUCGUCUCUCAACUCUCACGGCAUGCUCGAUGGUACAGGUUGGGAUAUGCAUAUGGGCGGCAUGCCAGGGUAUAUGACAGAGCCUAGCAGCAGUGCGUGGUUCAUGCCAUUUAACAUGGACCCUCCAGAAAUUGGCCAGGAGGCGGACAUUUUCGCCGCAGGAGCUGGAUAUGGGAUGGGUGGAAUGCCUGUGAACGGCAACAGGAAUAUGGGCGGGUACGAGCCCAGACGUUAA